AUGUCACAACCAGCUUCGGCGCCCCCCAUCAGGGCCGUCUUCCUCGACUUUAUGGGCACCUGCCUGGACUGGCACAGCAGCGUUGUCCGUGCACUGCCGGCGUCACUCACAGAAGAAGCCCGGUCGGAUUUGGCCUUGGUGUGGCGGCAGGCAUUUUUCGACGACAUCCGCAGCCGGCCCCCCGGUGAGGCCCCGGAAGACAUUGAUGUGGUCCACGAGCGGCUGUUAAGGCGGUUGCUGGAGGAGGGGCCGCGCACCGAUGUUGCCCACGCUUUCUCGGACGCAAGCAUCACAGAGGCCGUUCAAGCAUGGCACCAAAUGACGGCCUGGCAAGACGUGUAUGCAGGGCUCGCAGCGGUCCGCGAGCAGCUGGGAGUCGAAGUCUUCGUCCUCGCCAACGGCACCACGCGCUUGCAGCUGGACCUUGUUCGCUCGUCGGGCCUGGCGCCCGUCAUCGACAUGCUCUUUUCGAGCCAGCUGCUGGGCGUGGCCAAACCAACGCCCGAGAUCUACAAGCGAGCACUCGACUUGGUGGGCCUCGGCCGCGACGGUCCGGGAGGAGCGGUCAUGGUGGCGGCGCAUGCGUACGAUCUGCGCGCGGCCAAGGCAGUGGGGCUGCGGACGGUGUACAUUCGGCGGUGGACGGACGACUUGGACGAAACGGACGACGAACUGUUGGUGCGGGAAAACGAUGGCUACGUUCUGGAUGACUUUGCCGGAUUGGCGGAGGUGUUGAAAAAGAUGCAGUCAGCAUCCGAUGGUCAUUGA
Molecule: messenger RNA, 768 nt
Organism: Sporothrix schenckii 1099-18
Lineage: Eukaryota; Fungi; Ascomycota; Sordariomycetes; Ophiostomatales; Ophiostomataceae
Product: 2-haloacid dehalogenase
Exons: 1
Coding region: 1-768 (255 amino acids)
Source: RefSeq, a predicted model, not a curated record